Messenger RNA from Echinostoma caproni, 837 nucleotides. NCBI's taxonomy places the organism in Eukaryota, Metazoa, Platyhelminthes, Trematoda, Plagiorchiida, Echinostomatidae. The record is from the annotation of a GenBank genome assembly.
AUGUUGCAACGGUUUUAUGAUCCCGCAGAAGGAAACAUCUAUAUUGAGGGCGUAAAUAUUCGCGAUUUGAAUCUGAAGGCGUACCGAGAACAGCUGGGUUGUGUGCAACAGGAACCGAUUUUAUUCGAGGGGACGGUGGCUGAAAAUAUUCGAAUGGGUAAAUUGGACGCAACACAAGAGGAAAUUGAAGAAGCCGCGAGGCAAGCCAAUGCGCACGAAUUUAUUACAAGGCUGCCGGAGGGCUACGACACGAUGAUCGCCGAACGUGGAGGCGGCAUGUCUGGAGGUCAGAAACAGCGUAUUGCAAUCGCGCGAGCGUUGGUUAGCAGACCGAAAUUGCUGCUUUUGGAUGAAGCUACUUCUGCUUUGGAUACACGAUCUGAGCGAGUCGUGCAAGAUGCACUAGAGAAAGCAUCCGUGGGGCGGACUGUGGUAGUUGUUGCUCACAGACUUACAACAGUGCGCAAUGCAGACUUGAUUUUGGUACUGGAGAAAGGCCGCAUUCGAGAGUCUGGAAAUCACGAGCAGUUGGUGGCCCAAAAUGGUCUUUACGCUACUAUGCUGCAAAACCAGAAAAAAUCGGAAACUGAAGAACAAGACGACCAUGGAGAAUAUGAUGAGGAAGAUGAAAAGCCGCAAGCCUAUCGUCGGAAUGUGGGUGAUCCAAGAGAAACCGAAUCCGUGGGCCCAGAUGGGGUUUGGCGGGUCGGUGAUCAGGAAGAUGUAAGUCCCUUUAGAACCUUAUCGCAUGUGAUGAAAUCUGUAAUUGGAAUAGGUUACUCACAGUUUGAUAUUCAUUUUGAACCGUUUGUUGGUGCACCUCUACCGAUAUGUUAA